This is a messenger RNA of Paraphaeosphaeria sporulosa, 649 nucleotides long. RefSeq lists its product as uncharacterized. The transcript has a single exon. Lineage: Eukaryota; Fungi; Ascomycota; Dothideomycetes; Pleosporales; Didymosphaeriaceae. The record is from RefSeq and is a predicted model, not a curated record. The coding region runs from base 33 to 254 and encodes 73 amino acids.
CUUCUUAACACCCAGAUACAUCAUCCCAACCCAUGGAACCACACUACGGCGUCGCCAUCAUCGGCCUUGGCGCCAUGGGUGCCUCCACCCACUACCAACUCUCCAAUCGCGGCGUCCGCGCCUGCGGCAUCGACCGCUUCUCUCCUCCCAAGUCCAAAGCUCCAGCCACGGCGCAUCCAGCAUCACGCGCCUCUUCGUUGGCGAAGGCCCCGCCUACGUCUCGCUAUUCGAGUAGUGCGGCGUGCUCGUCAUGACGUCUACGGAUGACCCGGGCGAGAGCGACUUCACGCAGAGCACGAUUGAGAUAGCGAAGGAGUAUGAGAUUCCGCACGAGGUCCUGAAUGAGAGAGAAUUUGGAGAGCGAUUCCCACAGUUCACGCCUCUCCGGGGUGAUGGUGUGGGGUAUCUCGAGCCCAGCGGCGGGUAUGUGCGGCCGGAGGCGUGUAUCGAUGCGCAGUUGACACUGGCGGGGCGUCUGGGAACAGAAUUGAAGCCCAUGAGGACAAACUCAAUUUUUUUCUCGGUCCCUCUCAAUCAUGACGACGUAUCAGCUUAUUUCUCACAUACCCGAAGCUUUUCGUACGCCGGGCGUGCAAUAACAAGACGUGUGGCAUGCUUCAGUAAACACAACAUACACACAAUGGCUAUG